AUGAAGAAGGGGUUAGUUAGUGACAAACUUAUUAUAAACGGACAGGUUGAAUGUCUGAUUGAAUACGUUAAAACAGUUGGAAAUGGUGUGAUAAAGCAAGGAAGUGAAUUGAACAGGAAGAUGGAUCCAGAAGAAUACGAAAUACAGAAAGAAGAGGAAAAUGCUGAUGAUGACAAUAUGAGUGUAGAGGAGUAUUCAGGAAGUGAUGAUGUCCAAUACACCGAUUUGAUAAAAAUGUGUGAGGGAUAUCAAGGCAUCAAGGACAUUGAGACCUGCAAAUUUCCAGAUUCAAAGCCAACUGGGCUGAAAUUCUUUAAGAAAUUCAGUCACCUUGAAAACAAAAUACUGAAAUUGAAGAGUAUCCUGAAGACAAUCAGCUUGUUGAAAUCAAGAUCAACAAGAAAGUGGAUUUCAAUAGAAUAA
Enterospora canceri is the source of this 423-nucleotide messenger RNA. Lineage: Eukaryota; Fungi; Microsporidia; Enterocytozoonidae. The record is from the annotation of a GenBank genome assembly.